AUGGCCUCCAUAGAUCCUCCUGUCGGCGCGACUGUCGAGAUACCUGUUGGACGCGGCCUGGUGAGGUUCUGUGGACAGACACAGUUCGCUACAGGAAAGUGGGUCGGCGUCGAACUUGCAGAACUCAAAGGCAAGAAUGACGGAAGUGUACAAGGGCAGUCCUAUUUCACUUGUAAAAUGGGUCACGGCGUCUUUGUUCGUCCCAGCCAGAUCAAGGCUAUCAUCACAGAACCACCUGCGCCUGCGCCUAUCAAUAAUUCCAGUCUUCGAAACAGCUCCGUGGAUAUUUCUCGGAAGGAUGAGCCGUCUGCGUCCGGGAACAACUCGGCUGCUCGCACUAUAACUCUAAAGCCGAUUCCCUCCCCACCACUCCCGAUGCAGCCCUCCACGCAACAGCCGUCUCCAAUACUAUCAACGACUCCCGAAUUCCUCACCACAUCACCUCCCUCUCCCACAAUCCCAAAACCGCCAAUCCCUCCCCCUCCCGAACCUGAUGACCAAGAGCUCCAAGAACUGCGCGCUAAAAUUCGUGUACUAGAAGCUAAACGAGCGGAUGAUGCACGACAUAUCAGAGAGCUCGAGACCAAGCUCAAUGAAGCAGAAUCAUUUGUCGCAUUGAGACCGAAAUUGCAGGCGAAGCUUAAUUCUCAACAGACCGACCUCAUUGCUGCCCGCCGGGAACUCGCUGAUGCGCAGCAGCUGUCAGAGCUGACGGAAACUCGACUGCUUGACUCUCAGGAGCAGCUUGAAAUGGCCAUGUUGGACAAGGAAGUGUCUGAAGAAAGGGCGGAGGCCGCCGAAGCCGAGGUGGAAGAGCUGAAGGAGAAAUUGGCUGAGGUGGAGGUUGAGCUUGGAGUGCUCAAGGGGGAAGGCGGCGGAGGGAGCGAGGCCGGCGGGGAGGUCAAUAUCACGAGUUCUUUGCAAUUCAUUCAGUUGGAGAAGCAAAAUACUCGCUUGAAGGAAGCUCUCGUGCGUCUCCGUGAUAUCACCCAGGAGACUGAGCAAGAACAGCGCCGCAGGAUUCAAGAGAUGGAGAAAGACGUAAUGAAUGUUGAGGAACUGCAUUCCCAAUUGGACUCCAGCCUGAUCAAGCUCGCCAAUGCUGAAACCCAGAUUGAGGAUCUGAAGCUGCAGCUCGACGACGCUUUGGGAGCGGAAGAGAUGCUAGUACAAUUGACUGAACGUAACCUCAUGCUAGGCGAGAAAAUCGAAGAGAUGCGAAUCACCAUCGAGGACCUGGAGGCACUCAAAGAGCUCAGCGACGAACUCGAAGAGAACCAUGUAGAGACUGAAAAGGCUAUGCAAGAGGAAAUCAAUGAGAGGGAUAUUCAAAUACGGGAGCAGCGCAGCAAGAUCGAGUCACUAGAAGAAAUCUGUCAAGACUUAGAAAACACGAUUUCUCAGUUCAGGGAGCUCGUCAUGCAGCUUCAAAGCGAACUGGACUCCCUACGUACUCAGACGCAGACUGUCCAGAGCGAGUAUGCUGCUGCGACGUCACAGACAGCUGCCAUGAUGUCGUUGAACCUGAAAUUGCAAUCUACCGCGUCUAAGAAUCAAGCCAAGAACAUCGAUCUCGAGAUCAAGCGGAUUGAGGCCAGAGAAGCGCGCGAGCUGUUAUCAAUUGUACAGCCAUACUUGCCUCAAAUCUACGUGGAAUCGGAUAGCGAUGCAACCAGCUGCUACUUGUUAUUCCAGCGCAUGGCUCUCAAGACCGACUUAAUCAAUCUUGUCACGGCUCAGAUGCAUGGAUUGCCAGACUCCCUCAACGGCUCAGUAACGGAUACCCUUGUUGGUGUUUGUGAGCUAAGAGGAGCUGUCGCCGUUUUGUCCACAAUUUGCAAGCGCUUCGCUGCUAUACUUCGUCACUGUGACGUUGAAUCCUUCCUCAAUGUCGGACGCCUUUAUUCAGAGAUUGCGCCUUUGGAGAAAAGAAUCGACAUGCACAUCGACCUCCUGCGUAGAGAAGAAUUUCGCGAAGUUGAAUGUGUUAGUGACAUCAACAAGAUCCAAGUUCAAUUUGAUCAUCUUGCCGAAACAUAUUUCGAGCAUUUCGAAUAUGAUAUUGGAGAACGCGAGCUUGGUUAUGCGCUCUCACUGGAUCAUGACCUCGAUAUGUAUGCGGCAUCCAUUGGUCUCACUAAAACCGCAGUUGAGACUGUUUUGAAAGAUGAAGAUGUUGUACUUGAACUCGGAGAUGCCAAUGCCCAAGAAGCUUUCUUUGAGCCAAUACAGAAGUCAUUGGACCAAUACAAGAGUGCUAAGGCUAUAUCCAGAAAACUGACGAAAAGACUCGAGGAGCUCACCGAUGAAUCCUCAGCUCUCAAGGCGACAAUUGCACCUCAGCUCAAAGCGCUCAGCAACAUUGUCUCUGAUCUGGUUAACUUCGGUAUUCAGCUUGCUCAACAAACCAUGCCAUACAUCUACGAUGCUCGUGCUUCGAAACAUUCCUUCCAGCUCUCUAAGGUUCUGUCGUUCGUCGGCGACGUUGCAUCCUCUACCGUGUGGAAGAACAAGAAAGAUAUCUCGUCCUGCUGGGAUGCUUUGUGCGAUGCCAUGUCCCAAGUGAUUACACAGGCGAACGCGCUCUUGCCGAUCACGAUGGAGGCCCAAAAUAUCAUCAAGAUCAAUGGUGCCGCACCAUGGGUUAUUCGAGUUGAGGAAAUCAAAGCGAACAUGGCCAUCAAUGUCGAAGCGGAACGUAAAGUUGCUCAACUUCACGAAGAGAUUCAAGGCCUCGUCCGUAACCUCAAAGCCAAGGAGCAGCAAUCGCAAGAAUCAACUGUCAAGAUCGAACUCAUGGAACGUCGGAUGGAAACGGUCAAGAAACAGGCAGAUACUAUAGCCGAUCUAGAGGACGAGCUGGCGAAGGCUCGAAAGCAGGAGAAGUCCUAUCAGGAUGCUACCGACCAGCUUCAGGCGGAUUUGGACGCCUUGGAGCAAGAAAAUAUCAAGCUCAAAGCUGCCGGUGUCUAUGCCGAGCGACAAGCCUCCGGAAAUCCUGCAGUCGAAACGGAGAAUAUUGCCAUUGAAGGCAAUCUCGAGACAUCUCAUCUCCUUGAACAGCUCGAUGCCUUCCGUGGAGCCGUUCGUUUCUUACGAAUGGAGAAUUCAUAUCUGAAGGGUCAAGACCUGCUGAAAGAGAUCAGUGACCUGCCUCCGCUGCCGGAACCCGUUAGCCGCCGACCAACGCCACCUCUCGAUGCAUCCGGACUGUCAGACACAGACGAUUCAGACUCAGAGGUACUGUCUCGUCCGGCACCGACCUUGCGCUCACUGGCCACAGAGCGUAAGGUUCUGUACCGUGAAGUCAUCAAGUUCUCCUCCAGUCCGCGGGUAGUCGAUCUGUCAGUGAAUGCCCCAUCUCGUGCGGAUGGGACUAGAAAUGGCAAGUCCUGGAUGCCGAAGAAGAAGACACCAGCAUACCAAGUAUGGGAACGAAAGGUGGAGGCUGAGCGGCUGAGCCGACGGGUGCAAGGGUUGUUAGAACGGACAAGUUCUCUUUCAUCAUGA
This is a messenger RNA of Heterobasidion irregulare TC 32-1, 3510 nucleotides long. RefSeq lists its product as uncharacterized. Lineage: Eukaryota; Fungi; Basidiomycota; Agaricomycetes; Russulales; Bondarzewiaceae. The transcript has 18 exons. Gene Ontology annotation, cellular component: cell tip; microtubule associated complex; spindle. Gene Ontology annotation, biological process: establishment of mitotic spindle orientation; nuclear migration involved in conjugation with cellular fusion. Bases 1 to 3510 code for a protein of 1169 amino acids. The record is from RefSeq and is a predicted model, not a curated record.